GGCACUUCAUGGUGGAACAGUUCUGCCGCCAGAUGCAGCUGCUCCAGCUGAUGGAAGGCUCCGCCGAAAGGUUCGUGGAGCACCCCGAGGAACUGCUGGCACCUGUGCAGGUGCGCCUUGACUUUGACUACGCUUACCUGCUGGAGUAGUCGCCGCGGCUGGAGGAGCCCCUGCAGUUCGGCGAGGCGGUUAGGUACUCUUGUCUACGGGGUGGAGAGGGCGCUCCUGAAGACCAUGUACGGCUGUUGGGAAUGCCCUGCAUGCCGUGCUUGCAGUUUGAGCCGCUGGAUCAGCGUCUGUCCUUGAGCCAGGUGCAGGGCCUUCUGGCUGCAUAUACACCGAGGGAGACGUUGGAAAAGGAAAAAGAUCUCUCUUUAUGUGUUUCGAUUUAAUUUGGUUGUUUUUGAGCGUUCAAGUAGAGCAAUUUUGACUUCUAUGGUAUGGAUGCUCCGUUGUGUUCGGGCUGUUCCCGGCUCAUGAGUGAGCCACCAGAAGCUAAGAGUCACUGAAACGUUUAGCCUCCGCGCAUCCUCGAUUGCCUUCAUCGCCUUAAACUGAUCCAAUUGCCAGCCCACAGCCACGACUGCGAGUUAAAGUUGGGCUCAUCCACGUAUCUCGUCACAGCCAUCACCUGGAGGUAUGCCAUCUAAGAAGCAUCUAGGCAGCCACCAGGGCAGCCGCAUCAACCGGCGCCGUACGGUCCAGCUGAGCGAGUUUCUGCGCGAAGACGAAGAGGGAGGAGUUCUCCAGCAGGCAAAGUCUCAGAACUCCAACGAAGGCUCCAUUGGUUGGGUCUCUGUGAGCUCUGUUAAGACACCCGAUACACAGACCAACGAGUCGGAGAAGACUUCUCCAUCGCCACCAACACCUCGAAUCCCACUAAACGCUUGGGGUUUAUCUUCCGCCGAAAAGGAUCCCUAUCAAGAAACCUUUAAACCCGAUCAGCAGGCAUUUCCCGACUUGGGCAUGCAGGUGAAGAAGGUCAAGACGCUGGCCUUGCCUGAAGCCAACAGAGCCACAGGAGUCUCUCUUGAGACAGCUAGUCCUCGACGCGGUGGCCCAGUUCUGGGCAACUUUAUGCCGAAACCCUUGCUCCUCUCUCCUGGCAAAGAUCAAGCUGUGGCCAGCUGGCUGAGCUCCGUACGUUCGGAUCAGCGCAGCAAGCCGGCUUCUUGUUCUCCGCCUAAAAUAACCGUCUUGAAGAGACCCACAUACCAGCAGCCGAAGAUGUCCUGGCAGCCAGUGGAACCAGCUCAGACACGGGGUCCAUUUCAGCAAAAGAACCCACCAAAGAGUCCUGGCAGUAUCUUUGAGUAUAAACUACAACAGAAGAGACCUGCAGGUCCCUCAAGUCAGGAGAAUCCUUCUGCUCGGGAGGAAACCAAAUCACUCGUUGAAAUUCAGGCCGUCAAGGAGGAGGAUGCACUAGUGUCCGCUUUCCAAGAUCAAGGACAAGGUCGUAGUCGCGGUUUCUGGGGGGAAAGCCACAACUCAUCGCUGGGGCAUCAAUCGGUGACCAAGCCUGAGAGGGAGACGGCCGGUGGUCUAUUACAGAGACAGGACCAGGUUUUACCUCUCAUCCAACGCUCCUUAUUGAAUGCCAAUGCUAAGGAGUUUCGUCCCAUGGUUAGGCAGCCAGAGUGGGAGCAGGAACAGGAGCAGGAGCAGGAGCAACUGUAUCCAGCUGAGGAAUAUCCGCCAGAACCUUACGAAUCCCGACUGACGCGAAGACGUCGCCUUCAGCGAGCUAAACGUUCCAAGCGUUGGUCACUCGAGCAGGCUAAUUAUGGUCAGGUUCUUGAUAUCCAGGUGCCGCUGGCUCAAGGUCAGCAGUUGCAGCAGCGUCAGCGACUAUAUGCCGGAAUGCAGCAGCAGCAGGAGCAGCAGCACCAGCAAAAGCAGCAGCAGCAACAGAGUCAGGCUUCCACUUCCUUUUCCCGUUGCUACUACAGUGUCCCGCCGGCUCAUCAUCAUCAUCAGCACCCGCGGGAGCGGCAACGACAGCAUCAAGCAGCUCAAUUACACCAAACCAACCACGGGUAUCCAGUUUAUGCCACCCAAACAGCAUAUAGAGCUCCACACGCUGCUCCAGUUUAUGGCGCACCAUCUUCAACUUCUUCCGCUAGACUGGAUUAUGUGGCUGCUCCAGCUACUGGGAGAGCCUAUGAAGCUCCAAUCGCUGCUACUCGGAGAGCCUAUAGAGCUUCUUCAUACGCUGCUCCAGUUUACGUAGCUUCACCUAUUUAUGCCGCUCCGCCGUCAGCAGCUUCAACCUCUAACCUAGAUUAUAUCGCCGGGGCAGCUACUCCAAGAGCCUAUGGAGCUCCACCCGCUGCUACUUCUGUUUAUGCCGCUUCGCCGACACCACCUUCAUCCUCUAACCUAGAUUAUAUCACCGGGGCAGCUACUCCAAGAGCCUAUGGAUCUCCCCCCGCAGCUACUCCGAGAGGCUAUGGAGCUCCACCAGCUGUUAAUCCUGUUUAUGCCGCUCCGCCGCCACCAGCUUCAUCCUCUAACCUAGAUUAUGUUGCUGCGCCUGCUGCCACUCAAACACCCUAUGGAGGCUAUUUAUCCAUGGUCUGCCCAUUUAUCUGGGCCAUGGAGUAGCCCAGGAAUUGGAGGUGUGUGCCUAGUCUUCUGUCCACCUUCUCCGCCAGCUGUUAAUAGUUUUCUCAUUAUCCUAAACAUCGAUCUGUACAUAUCACAAGGACCAGCAGCUGGUGGAGCAGCAUACACAAAGACCCAGCGUUGUAUGCUUCUUUAGACACAAAACCUACCUUGCCAGAAGGCACACAACAUUACACACGAUUCGAUUUAUAUCGAAAUUUGUAGUUUUUUAGAAUGAAUUUACAUCGCAAAUUGUGUUUAUAAACCAUUUUAGUUUA
Drosophila kikkawai is the source of this 2885-nucleotide messenger RNA. NCBI's taxonomy places the organism in Eukaryota, Metazoa, Arthropoda, Insecta, Diptera, Drosophilidae. The record is from RefSeq and is a predicted model, not a curated record.